This is a messenger RNA of Bombyx mori (domestic silkworm), 4029 nucleotides long. Its product is annotated as C-type lectin 37Da. Lineage: Eukaryota; Metazoa; Arthropoda; Insecta; Lepidoptera; Bombycidae. Bases 450 to 1340 code for a protein of 296 amino acids. Gene Ontology annotation, cellular component: external side of plasma membrane. Gene Ontology annotation, biological process: biological process involved in interspecies interaction between organisms. The transcript has 6 exons. Gene Ontology annotation, molecular function: carbohydrate binding. The record is from RefSeq and is a predicted model, not a curated record.
AUAAAAGGCUCCGUGGUUCGAACUUUAGUUUUAUAAAAAAAAAUUAUUAUCAAUACACUGUUUGUAAUAUUGACGCAAAAACCAAGAUGCGUUUAAAUAAGAAGAAACUUUUUCGAGUUCUUGUGACGCAUAAUAUAAUUGCCGAAGAUGGCAAGGUGUUUUAUGGCAUCGACCGGUCCGCGGUUAUGUUAUUCUUUCUCUACAUAGUCCGUGCGCCCGCACAGCCUCCGUUCAGUGUACAAGCCAAAGGCCGCGCAGCACGCGCUCCAACGAUACCGCGGUCGAAGAUAACCGCGAAAGAAUGACAUCGAAAUUCUAAAUUCGAACAUCAGAAUAACCAAAAAGUUUUUUUAAUUUAUUAAUAAUUUUUUUCUAAAUUUUAAUCGUAUAGUUGUCUAUUGUCAGUGUCUAUUUAUUUAUUUUAAUUUUAAUUCAAAGGUGCUAUAAAAAUGUAUCUAUUUUCGAAAAACGUACCAAGUGUGAUCUUCGUUUCGUUAUUUUUGUUGGCUAACGCUCAACGGACAUCGAACAAUAAUCGAGAUCUCGAAUUCCAAGAGCUGGCGCGUCAGAAUAAGAUAACGAAGCAAAUUCUAGAAGCUUUUCUCCAGAAGAAACUCGGCGUGAAGAGUAAUGCAGUGAGACCUCCUUCGGUUCUGGAUAUAUUACCUGUCAAAAUGCACACGAAAGAAAGUACACUAGAGCAGUCUAAUAAAGAAGAGGAUUUCCAAGAAGACUUACAAGAAACUCAAGACUACAUGGAGGAUGACAACCUACAAAGUGUAGAAUCAGAGCAGAUCGACUCGUUCUUGGAUUCAAUUGAAGGUCGGAAAAAAUACCCGACUCCGCCAUUCGAGCCAGAGCUGGAACCCAAUAGCUACCAAUGCUCAACGUGUGGUGACGACGAACUUGGCAUUACACGAUGGACAAUGCCUUUACUAAAAAGCGGAGAAAAACGAUAUUAUUUAGGAAUAUUCUUCAAGGCUAAUUGGUUCAAAGCCCAGCAAUACUGCAGGUUCCAUGGGAUGCACCUCGCUUCCAUAUCAUCGCAACAGGAAAACGAUAAACUGGAGCAAUACGUUAAGGACUCAGGUUACGGUCGCGAACAUUUCUGGACGUCGGGCACUGAUUUAGCUGAAGAAGGAAAUUUCUUUUGGAUGGCGAACGGCAGGCCGCUUACCUUUGUCAAUUGGAACGCCGGAGAGCCGAACAACUUCAGAUACGAAAAUGGCGAAGAAGAGAACUGCUUGGAACUAUGGAACAGAGACGAUAAAGGCCUCAAAUGGAACGAUUCCCCUUGUUCGUUCGAAACAUACUUCAUUUGCGAAGUCCGAUCAGAUUGAUGAACGAUUCAAAUAUAUUAAUUAUGUAAAUUCGUAACAUCAAAGAUAACAGCUAGCUAGUAUACGUGAUUCAAUGGCAGAAUAAGUACAUUAGAUUACUCCCCAAAUCUUAUAUAUACCUAGUCAGGUCAUAAAUUCUGUCACAUGUUUAAUGUAAAAUAAUUGAAACAAGUUUAUUCAUUAUGUAACCAUUCAUAUACCAAAAUGAACUUAACAAAACAUAGAUUCUUAUGACACUAAAGUUUAUUCAAAAUGACCUCCGUGAUUUUGAAUACAGGCCUUCAAUCUGCGCGGCCAGUCGUCUAUCGCAGCACGAACGAGGUCCAUGUCAAUAUCGGCGGCUGCCUUAAUCAAGGAUGUCUUGAGUGACUCGAAAUUGGGAUGAGGCUUUGAGCACGCCUUUUCCUCCAAGUGUUGCCAUAUCUUGUAAUCUAACGGAUUCAAAUCUGGACUGGAGGAGGGCCAGUCUUCGUGCCGGAUGAAGUCGAUUUCACGCGCCGCCAGCCAGUCUUGUGUGCUCUUCGCUCUAUGAGCUGGCGCCGAAUCUUGUUGGAAUACCCAGUGCCUGUUAUUGAACAUGGUAUGAGAAACAGGUUCCACUAGGUUCGUCAGGACUGUAUUUUGAUACACAACUGCAUUCGUUUUUACACCUUUCUCACAAAAAUGUACCUCUGUUAAGCCCCAAUAAGAAACUCCCAACCAUACCAUGAGCGAGGAUGGAAAAUGACCUCGUUGGACACGCGGAAUACGGUUGCUCGCUUCUUCACUACUGUGUGCGUACACCUUAUCAUUUUGUUUGUUGUAGCUCUCUUCUACGGUAAAAAUUUUUUCAUCCGAAAAAAGAAUUUCCCGAUCUUUUUUUCCCGCGUACCGUUUCAACAAAGCGCGGCAUCUCUUCAGUCUCAGGUCCAUUAGACGAGCAUUCAAACGAUGUCCUGUUUUUCUUCGAUAUGCCCGAAGCCCUAAGUCUUCAUUUAACACCCUUUUCAUCGUGUUUCUGCUUAACCCCAUCUGAAGGGCCAACGGUUUCUGCUUACGUUUGGGAUUUCUUUGAAUUCUCGCCUUCACAGCUAUUAUCACUGCUGGAGUCCUAACAGACCGAGGGCAACCACUUCUUGACCUGUCAUCUACACUAGAGUCUUCAUUGUAUCGUUUGAUGGUACGAUAAACGAAUCUUUUGGUUAUAUUCAAAUUUUUCAGUAUGUUAAAAAUUUGAAUUGGCGCGUAACCGCAACGAUGCAACGCAAUAACUGCAACACGGUCUUCUUUAAGCGUCCACUCCAUAUUUAAAAAUGAGUAAAAUUCUAAAAGUAUACAUUUUUAUUUUCAGGAACAAUUCGAAAUUCGAAUUCAAUAAACUUUUUUGUGGCCAGCAUUCUAAAAGAAAAGUUUUUACUGUGUGACAAUACUUAUGACCUGACUAGUUAUAUAUAAAAAUGAAUUGCUGUUCGUUAGUCUCGCUAAAACUCGAGAACGGCUGGGCCGAUUUGGCUAAUUUUGGUCUUGAAUUAUUUGUGGAAGUCCAGAGAAGGUUUAAAAGGCAGAUAAAUAUGAAAAUGCUCGGAAUUAAAUAAAAAUAACAAUUUCGUUUUCCCUUUGAUGUGUCCCCCGUUGGACGCAUUCCUUUUGUUUGUUUUAAGUUUAUUUUAUACAAAAGUUUAGGUCUUUUAUUUAUCGGUUGAGGCACGACGAAGUCUGCCGGGUCAGCUAGUUGUAAAUAAAAUGACCGACCGCUGUUUACCGUUCAAGAUUAUUUUCGAACCUCGUUUGAAAAAAGUCUGACAUUUCAUGAACCUCGGGAAAAACCAUGAAUGAAUUCAGCUCCUACCAUGAGGGAAGCGAGCGGUAGGAAAGGGAAGGGGGAAUCUAGACAUGAAAUUAACUCCCGAUAUUAUCAUUAUAAUUUACGGAUAAGUAUACUAACUAGUAUUCAAAAUACCAAUCCAAAUAUAUGAAUAAAUAAAAAUAAGCAAUUUGGUGAUACUAAGGAGUAUUUGGGGCCAAAUUUAUUUAACAAGCAAAUACAAUUUUAAUAUUUCUUACUUCAUGUUGUAUAGUAAUACCACAGUUUGAUUUUAAAAGAUCGUAGUUUCUAGACACAAAACUCCAAAAUAACUUUUAUUUUCUGUUAUGAAGCACGAUUUUGUGCAAGCAGUUUAAAAAUUUAGAACAUACCAUGUUUUAAAUCACAUAACGAAAUAAAAGCGAAGUUUUUGUCGCAUUUAUUAGUCCUUAUAAACCUAUAACAAUUAAAACAUUAUGAAUUGUCUUUCUGGUUACAUAAUUACAGCUUAAUAUAUACCAUACCUAAAUAUUCCGAUAGCUAGACUACUAUUGCAAUGUUUUUUUACGUGUGUGCAUGCAUCGAAAAUUACGUUAAAUAAAUUAAUGCUUUUAGGAGAAAAUUUAAAACAAAAACAACCAAUUUCUCCCAAAAACGUAAUUCAUACCAUAAAUAAACAUAAUAAUUUCGAUUAUGUGUAAAUGGUGUAGUUUUUAAGUGAAAUACUCAUUUGAUUGUAUUAUAGAAAAUAUUUUCACCAGCAAAUUUCAAGACUUGUAAGUAAGUUUAGGUGUAUUUAUUUUUUUAUUUCAACCUUUGCGUUUAAUGUGGACUUGUCAGCAAUCACUGCCUAAAUAUCUUUUGAGCCUUGCCUCAAACGACACUUUUCGUGUCCAUAGUCAAAAA